Molecule: messenger RNA, 1203 nt
Organism: Synchytrium microbalum
Lineage: Eukaryota; Fungi; Chytridiomycota; Chytridiomycetes; Synchytriales; Synchytriaceae
Exons: 4
Coding region: 1-1203 (400 amino acids)
Biological process (GO): zinc ion transmembrane transport
Cellular component (GO): plasma membrane
Molecular function (GO): zinc ion transmembrane transporter activity
Source: RefSeq, a predicted model, not a curated record
AUGUCCGUCUUGUUGGUCUUCCAAUCUACCGCAAACGCACAACAGCCUACCACAACGACGAGUGUGUGUGAUCCAACAACCCCAGGAGACUAUAACUUGUCAUUGCACAUCGCUGGAGUCUUCAUACUGCUCGUGGUCUCAUCUGUCGGAAUAUACGGCACGAUACUGCUAGGAUCUUCUAGCUACAAGAAUCAUCCUGGCAUCUUGCUUACACUACAGAUCCUCAAGUUUUUUGGAAGCGGAGUCAUUAUAGCAACAGCUUGGAUUCAUAUGGUCCCUUCCUCAUUCGCCCAAUUCACGUCACCGUGUCUAACAGGUGGUUGGAGUAGUUACGGUGGAAACUUUACAGGACUGUUUGCCAUGAUCGCUGCUUUUAUCAUACAAUCUAUAGAGUUUGCAGCUAUGAGUAGACGAGACUGGCAAAUGAAAAAGGCUCUGGAAGCUCUCAAACCAGCAGAUUCCUCUGAAGGCCUUCACCAGCAACAUCACCACCACCACACCCAUAAUCACGUCAAUAGUAACAAUAAUCAUAAUCACAGUAAUCACAGUCUCUCGCCUCAUGUCCCGUCAAUGGCAUGGGCGCAAUCACCAACAUCUCAGCUGUCGAGUAAUCCGUCACCACUACAUCCAGACGAACAUGUGCAUCUGGAGCAUGUUCACGGCAGGAAUGGAGAUGUGACGUUAGCUGAUGUAACAGGUCAUUCUCAUGCUGCGCCACAAUCAUUUACUGAUCUGAGCACAUUCAUGUUGGAAUUGGGAAUAGUGUUUCAUUCAGUCAUUAUUGGACUUGCACUCGGAGUAGCGACUGAUGAAUGGAGUAGUUUGAUUAUUGCUCUGGCCUUUCAUCAGCUCUUUGAGGGAAUGGCUCUGGGAACUAGGAUUGCCGAACUAAACACCUCACUAUUUACCAAAAUAUUCUUUUAUGGACUCAUGUAUCCACUCACCACUCCGCUGGGGACCGUUAUAGGCAUUGCAGUGCGCUCAACCUACAAUUCCAACAGCGAAGGAAUGAUUCUGAUGCAAGGGAUUCUUGAUGGACUAUCGGCAGGAGUACUUAUGUACAAUUCAUAUGUGGAACUCAUAUCUGUAGAAAUGAAUCAUAAUCCGUCGUUUCGAGCUCAACCUCCAUGGCGGAAAGUAGCCGCUUUCGUGGCAAUGUGGUUUGGUGCUGGUCUCAUGGCUCUCAUUGGAGUAUGGGCUUGA